AAACCCUCCGUCAAAGCUCUCGAUCCAUCCAUCCAUCUCCAUUCUGCCCUGCAUUGGCUGAGGCUGCUCUUUGGUUCGCCGAUUGGUGGUGGUGGAGGUGGAGGAGGAGGAAUCUCUGCUCCGCCAGCCCCCUUCUCGAUUCGCUUUAAUCCCUCCUCGAAUCAGAUCCCCCUUUUCGGGAUUCGAAGAUGGUACUCUGGGUUUUCGGCUACGGGUCUCUGAUUUGGAACCCGGGAUUCGAGUUUGAUGAGAAGAUAAUAGGUUUCAUCAAAGAUUACAAGCGUGUUUUUAACCUAGCUUGCAUCGACCACAGAGGCACACCAGAGAAUCCUGCGAGAACCUGCACUUUGGAACCCACGGAAGGAGCCAUUUGCUGGGGUGCUGCUUAUUGUGUCAGAGGAGGCCUGGAAAAGGAAAUAGCAGCAAUGAAGUAUUUGGAGAGAAGAGAAUGCGAAUAUGAUAUCCAAACUCACUUGGACUUUUACAGAGAAGGAGAGACUUCCGAACCAGCUUUAACAGGAGUCUUAGUAUUUAUAUCGACAAUGGACAAGGAAGCCAAUAAAUAUUAUUUGGGUCCAGCUCCAUUGGAUGAAAUGGCAAGCCAAAUAGCUACGGCCAAUGGACCUUGUGGAAACAACAGGGAUUAUCUCUUUUUGCUAGAGAAAGCAAUGUCGAACAUAGGUCAUGAAGACGACUAUGUAAUCGAGCUAGCCAAUGAAGUGAGAGAUGUGCUUGACAGUUUGAAAGUUCAGACGCCCGUUGACGUUCAGUCUCCUACUAAAGUUCUGCCUCUUAGAAGUUCAGUCGCCUACUAAAGUUCCGCCUCUACGCACACGCACUGGAUUCACGAAUCGAUUUACAAGGAGAAAAAACACAAAGAGCUCGGUAUUUGCUGAUUAAUUUCCCACUUCCUUUAACCAGUUGCAUCUAACAUCACUAGCUCUAAAGCUUCACACCAAUUGCUAGAGAGAUUAUUGUUGUCCACGGGAAUCAGAAAUUGUUUCAAUUAUCAUCAGUAGUAGGGAAAAGGGCUUAAUGCGCCUAUACUUCAUACUCUCAUUUUUGACUUUAUACAAAGGGAAAAAAAACUGCAUCAUCUCAUCUGCCUGCCAA
Zingiber officinale is the source of this 1113-nucleotide messenger RNA. Its product is annotated as gamma-glutamylcyclotransferase 2-2-like. NCBI's taxonomy places the organism in Eukaryota, Viridiplantae, Streptophyta, Magnoliopsida, Zingiberales, Zingiberaceae. Gene Ontology annotation, cellular component: cytoplasm. The coding region runs from base 189 to 815 and encodes 208 amino acids. Gene Ontology annotation, biological process: glutathione catabolic process. The transcript is spliced from 9 exons. Gene Ontology annotation, molecular function: gamma-glutamylcyclotransferase activity; glutathione specific gamma-glutamylcyclotransferase activity. The record is from RefSeq and is a predicted model, not a curated record.